AUGGAUUCAGAAGGUACUCCUUCGAAGUGUUUACAAGAGUCUCCUUCAAAGCAAAUUUCUCAACUCGACUUAGUGAAUCGAGUAUCGGUGAAAAUUCCACCAUUUUGGGAGAACAGCCCGGAUCUCUGGUUUUCACAAAUUGAAGCACAGUUUGACAUCGCAACAAUAACCAAUGAGAACACAAGAUUCUCAUAUGUAAUCGCAAACCUCGAGGAGAAACAGGCUCAAGAAGUAGAAGAUGUCAUUAAACAACCGCCGACAGAAAACCCCUACUCCUACUUGAAGAAAGUACUUAUAAGCAGACUAUGUGCUUCGGAAGAAACCAGAAUCAAACAAAUCCUCUCUGAAGAAGAGUUAGGAGAUCGCCGUCCAUCGCAGUUUCUUCGACACUUACGUUCCCUUGCUGGCCACACGACAAUCGGUGAAAGCAUGUUCAGAUCACUAUGGAUGCAAAGGCUUCCUGCGUACAUACGCGCCAUACUGCAAACACAAUGCGACCUGCCUCUAGAUAAACUAGCAGCUACCGCAGAUAAAAUUUUAGAGGUACAGCCGUUAAUCCACCACGUAGAUUCAACCAAGCAAGUGCACUAUAAUAAACCUUCUGAGCAACGCCAGAGUGAUCAACUGGAAGAAUUAACCAAGCAAGUACGCGACUUACAGAAACAAAUUCGAUAUUUAAAUCAAAAAGGAAGAUCAAGAUCAAAAAGUAGAGAACGGGUGGAAUACACAAAAUGUUGGUACCAUAAUCAAUUCGGCAGAAAAGCAAGAAAAUGUCAGGCACCCUGCUCCUGGAAUAUGUACCGUAAAACAUCCAAUACAAAAAACGAGAAAAAAGAUCAGUAA
Messenger RNA from Ctenocephalides felis (cat flea), 843 nucleotides. RefSeq lists its product as uncharacterized. Lineage: Eukaryota; Metazoa; Arthropoda; Insecta; Siphonaptera; Pulicidae. Bases 1 to 843 code for a protein of 280 amino acids. The record is from RefSeq and is a predicted model, not a curated record. The transcript has a single exon.